AUGCGUUUGUGUGUUUGGGCGUGUUAUCGUCGUCGAUGCUGGGUGGAAACCGAGAGUAAGGACGGUAAAGUCUACUACUAUGAACGAGGAACGCGUCGUUCAGCUUGGAAUUUGCCAGAUGUGGAACCACGCAACAUCACCCCCAAUCCACCCGCUUUGAAACGUCCCACAAGCACUCUCAAUGACCAUCUUCCCUCAGCUCCAGUCUCCUCUAUCGCUCCUGGGAACAUAAACACCAUCGACUUGUCUGAAGCUCAGGCCAGAUUUGGCGCAAGGAAACUACCUCUAAAUAUGAGUGGUGACAAUCUUUCGUCAAUGCCAACACAAGAUGAAAACUCAAGUCGGUUCUACAAGGUUUCAAAAGAUCACAUUACAGGUCCCAUUGAAAAUAAACUCCGGGCCACUGAACGACGUGGUCAGGCCACAUUUAGGCGCUGCAGUGGAGGGCGCAAAAUCAAGAAGUCCAUGUCUUGUGUUCUCGUACUUAGUGGACCCACACUCUAUGUUUACAAGGAGACCAAAAAUCUAAAAGGCCCCACCAUCUCCACAAAGCCCGAAGUCGAGCUCCAUGUGAAGGAUCUUCAAGUUCAUCCUGUUAACGGCAGUGAUUGCGCCUUCGUGUUGGUGGACACAACUGAUGCGGACUGUGUCUCCGAAUACUUCAUUGAAACACCUUCGCCAGAACUGCGCAAGGCUUGGGAAACAGCCUUGAAAUACUCCAAAGAUUUCGAUAAAGAAGAUCGGUUCGAGCGAAGGUCAUUUUCUACCCGUCCCCCGCCCAGUGUUGACCAGAAGGUGGUUACAAUGCUCCGCGAAUUCUUCCGAAAACGACCCCCACUAGAGAAAAUUCGAGAACUGGGCAUUCUCAAAGGUGACUCCUUUAUUGAGGACGAUGUCCCUGUACGAAAAUCGUCUGGAAACAAGAAGAAUGAAGAUGAACCCGUAUUCGGUUCCAACCUCAUCGCAUUGUGCCAAAGGGAAGGAACCAAAGUUCCCACAUUUGUCACUCGAGUCAUUCGCGCUGUGGAAUCUAGAGGUCUGGAAGCAUCCGGAUUGUACCGCAAAAGUGGUAAUGGCGCGAUCAUCCAAAGAUUGCGUAAUCAAGUGAAUCAUAGUGAAUACUACUUAAACUCAGACGAUUGGGAUAUUUAUGAACUCUCCGAUAGUCUAAAGCUCUUCCUUAGAGAAUUGAAAGAACCCCUACUUGUUUACGCGCUUUACGAUGAAUUUGAGAACUUCAAAGAUUCCAUGUCGUCUUUCACGAUUGAGCAGAACAUAGAAACGAUGCGCGGCAUCUUAGCAAAAAUGCCAGACUGCCACUAUGCCACAACAAAGGCGAUCGUUGAGCAUUUGAGCAAGGUGGCUGGAAUGUCAAGCGUCAACCAAAUGAAUUCCAGGAACCUUGCUCUUGUCUUUGGUCCCAAUGUGAUGUGGAGGGACACUCCUAGCGAUGAUUACGCCCUCUUUUCCAUUGUUGGCUGUUACUGCAUGGAAUUCCUAAUCAGUAAUUAUGUAGCGAUAUUCCUUCCUUCUACAAGCAUAUAA
This is a messenger RNA of Rodentolepis nana, 1545 nucleotides long. Lineage: Eukaryota; Metazoa; Platyhelminthes; Cestoda; Cyclophyllidea; Hymenolepididae. The record is from the annotation of a GenBank genome assembly.